UUCCUUCCGUUUCCAUCCCUUUUGCCUUCCCUCCAUCAAAUCAGUCCGUACAUUCCUGUUACGUUCCUCCGCUUACCUAAUUUUUUUGCUACGAUUCCGGCGAAGGCCGUGUCGAAGCUGGUCAAAAACGAUUCCUCAGUGCAUCAGGUUCUUGACUAUUUUCAAGGUAUGUGGCUGUGAGCCCACUCCAGAGGCCGUUUCGACGUUCCGUUGUUAGUGAGGUCGCCACGAAGAAGCCCGACUCUGCUGUGAAGAGAGCUCGGCAGGCCGAAAACAAAACCCGGGUGAAGAGGAGACUUGGUGAAAAGAAAGCUAUAGAAUGGCAAGGGUAGUGAAAAGGAAAGAUGAGAGAAUUCUGACAAGGCUGGCAGAUGAGUUCGAACAACUGGCCGCUCAGCUGAACUCUCCGGCACCGAUAACCAUGGAAAUUGGCAAGUUCACCCAAGCCUGUCGUCUCGUUUCUCCUCUCGUUCGACACUUCGGCGUCGCUUUGAAGUUCGCCGACAUAGAGUACUCUGCUGAGGUUAAUGGGAUUGAAAAGGCAGGAAAGUCAGUUAAUACCCUAGAAGAUUUGCUUGACCGUGAAAUACAACAGAAUACCAUGAAGGACCAAAGUAGUGCUUCGAGAUCCCUCAUCAGAGUGAAGCGUUCACUUGAGAUGUUUAAGAUAAUAUUCGAGCAAACCAUGGCCUCAAGCGGAAAUUCAAUCAUGGAUCCGGUUAACACAGCAUAUAAACAAGUUUUUUACCCCUACCACGGGUGGGCUACCAGAAAGGCUGUUGCGGGUGCACUGUACACCCUUCCUACAAAGUCACUGUUCUUGACGAGGCUAAAAUUAGAUGAGGCAUCGGCUUUUGUUCUGAUGCAAAGGACAGUUACAGCAUUGGCUCCUCUGAUACACUACAUCGACAACUUAUUCCAUUCAAGGGAGUCAGCUCAAGAGCUGCUACGCUUGAUUUGAUCGAUUUCCGUCUUUCGCACGUACGCAUGCAUUUUUACAAAUAUGCUUUGAUUUCCGUGUUUCAUAUGUAUAGUAUGAUUGAAUAUCAGCGUGAACCUUAUAAGGAUUGUUAUUCUAUUUGGUUAUAGUUAUGAUACUUUUCCUUU
This is a messenger RNA of Malus domestica (apple), 1107 nucleotides long. Lineage: Eukaryota; Viridiplantae; Streptophyta; Magnoliopsida; Rosales; Rosaceae. The record is from RefSeq and is a predicted model, not a curated record.